Molecule: messenger RNA, 7180 nt
Organism: Pectinophora gossypiella (pink bollworm)
Lineage: Eukaryota; Metazoa; Arthropoda; Insecta; Lepidoptera; Gelechiidae
Product: CD151 antigen-like
Exons: 10
Coding region: 451-1239 (262 amino acids)
Cellular component (GO): membrane
Source: RefSeq, a predicted model, not a curated record
CGUUUCGUCGGGUAGGAUGUGUGUUCGUCCCGUCGCUCCGUACGGUGUUCCGAAGUGUUGUCGUGUUGAAAUACGUAGAAAAUGACUUUUUAAUGUGUUUCAAAGUUUGAAAUGAAACUAAGUGAGUAAAAUGUGUUCACGUUGUUAAAAGUGAUGUGGAACUAUUUGUGAAGUUAAUAAAUAAAUUGGACUAAUAUAGAAGUUCGGAAUUCAAUCACUGGCAAUAAGGUAUAAGAGUCAAACCCGCAUCAAUUAAGGAUUGGGUAAACUCCUGUCUUUAUUUACGUCAACAAAAUUAAAAGGUACUAUACCCGGGGAGAACGAAUCCCUGUGGCCUACACACCAGAACCAGCCACUUUGUAUCCACCACAAAUGUAGAUCCGCUCAGCUCCGCUCUAAGGUUACAAAGAUGAACAGUAGUAGGUGAGACAGACUGCAGCCGGUGGUAAGAUGGCCGAGAAGAAGGAUGGGGCGGCGCUGCUGACCAAGAAGGCCAAGCCGCGGAAGUCCCGCGACGCCGACUGCUGCAGCGUCAACUUCCUCAAGUGUGUGCUACAUAUCUUCAACGUCGUGUUUCUGUUCGCGGGCAUUGGCGUGCUGGCGGUGGGCGCGUGGACAGUUGCGUCGCGACACCGCUACGUGUCUCUGCUGCCCACACCGACGUACGCAGCCAUCGCGUACCUGCUGAUACUAGCCGGCGCGUUGGGUGUACCACUCGCCGCACUGGGGUGCUGCGGGCUCAAGACUGAGAACAGGACUAGCUUGUUAUGUUACACAUACUUCCUGCUGAUCUCGUUCAUCCUGGAGCUGGGUGCUGGUGGGCUGGCGUACUAUUACGAGGUGGCGGUGGAGCCCGAGCUACGAGCUGAACUGAACAACACCUUCCUCGGCAACUACGCGCUCGACACCACCGUGACAGAAGCAGUAGACCGCAUGCAGGCCGAGUUCAAGUGCUGCGGCGCGGUGCGGCCGUCGGACUGGCGCUACUCGGCGUGGCACGAGCACGACCCGCGGCUGCUGGUGCCCGACUCCUGCUGCAAGACCGCCUCCAGCCGCUGCGGCGUCCGAGACCAUCCCUCCAAUAUACACACCCACGGCUGCAUCCGUCAGUUCACAAACCACAUCCGGGACCACCUGAUCAUCCUGGCGGCGGUCGGGGUCGGCAUGUCCGUCAUACCCAUCUUUGGGUUCCUGUUCUCGUGCGUGCUCUACGUUAAGAUCAAACACGUCAUCGACUGACCACGGCCUAAGCCCUCGACCAACCGCAAGGUGUUCGACAAGUCGGCAUCGGUCGGGGACCUUUCGAAGCCGGCCCCGCGGGGCUCGCAGCGUGGCCCGCGGCCCACAGGGCGGCCGCGGGCGCGGCGCGGGCCCCGCCCGCCCUGCCCGCUGCACCCCAAGGAGAAGAGCCCCGGGAAACUACCCAUAUCCACCAUUAGCGACAACGUCAGCGUUUAAAACCAUACACCUCGUAUAACAAAUAGACAAGCAAUCUCUGUAAAAGUGUCCGCGGCGCAUCUUGUCACUAAGCGACGACGUGUCAAGAUCGAAUUUAGUCACAAUGGACGUAAUAACGACACUGUACAGUCAUGAGCAAUAUCAUGUACCCACUUUAGAACCCUGUCGCACUAUCAUAUUUGACAUUUAAUGAGACUUACUGUUUAAUUUGUCAAAACAGUUAAUGUGACAUGGUUUUAAAGUGUAUACAUAUUAGUACUCGUGACCGUACAACCGAUAUUGCACUUUAUUUGUACCGCCACAACAUCUUAAUUUAAAGGAACGAUCUUAUACUAUCUACUUUUAAUGAAUACCUAUUUACUUUUUAUUAGAAAAACUCCUUAGCGAAUUUGAGUCUUAUUUGUGUGCAGGAUGUCAGAAACUAUAUUUGCUAACAAUACUGAUUUCGAAUCAUAAGCGACCUUUCCCACAACGGGAUUCUAUAGUGCUUUGGUAAGAUCAAGUAUUAGACCACACGUCACAAACAGGGGAUCUAAAAUUCAUCUAAAUUGCUUCAAUGUGACGUUUUUAGAUUAAAAGCAUUAUUGAAAUUUGACAUUUGCGCGUAUAAAUGUUAACAAAUGUCAAAUAACAAUAUUGCUUUUUUAAAUUAAUUGUUUCAAUGUGGCCUUUUCAAGCCCAUAGUUCGACGUUUGUUGUUUUAAUUCGCCUUAAAUAAGGCAGGGCUUUUUGGCGGGAAACGGGAACGGGACAGUUGCUUUCUUCAUUGAAUGAUUUAAAUAAUUAAUACGAAGUGGUGUUUUGUGGUUAAUGAUCGCAUUAAGUUAGUCGGAAGACAUUCGCGAGUUUUAUUAUAUCGGAGUAUUCAAUAAACAAAGUGUAUCUGCCUAUUUUCGCUUCGUGCCAGGAAGCCGCUUCAUAACUCGAAAGUUUAUGCGGACUUUUGAGUUAAUUCGUUUGGGGUUCGGAGUAGGAGUCUACUCCGAGGGUGGGGGCUUAGGUUUCAUCAUCAUCAUCUUUCAUCAACCAUCAAGAAAAAAAUACGUAAGACAUGGCUGUAUGGGCAUAGUACCCUUUGCCUUACCCUUCGGGGAAAACCAAAACAAAAAAAAAUAAUUAAAUAAGGCAGGCAAAGAUCUGAGGUCCAUGCAGCCUUAACCUCUCAUCUGCCGAGAUACCAGACACAAUAGAUUUUACAUUGUGUCUGGUCGAGAUCCGCGUUCCGGCAGAUGAGAGGUUAAGUGACAAACAGUUCGAUCAUUGACAUUUCCGAUGACGUCAUCACUCAUUUCAUACAAAUUCCAUAGACACGUUUUGACGUUUAGUAAAAAGUAUUCUCAUGUCAAUUGUUUCGAUAUCGUAUGAAUCGCAUCGCACUGUGAGAAAGGUCGCUAUGUAGGUACUGAAUUUCAAUAACUAAUCCUUAUUUUAAAAGCUAACACGAUAACGCAGUCGCUUAUUAAGAUAAACGCGGACGUAACAGUCAUGAGCAAUAUAAUGUACCCACUUUAGGACUCUGUCGCACUAAUAUAUUUGACAUUUAGUGAGACUUACAGUUCAAUUUGUCAAAAAAGUUAAUGUGACAUGGUACCAAAGUGUAUACAUAUUAAUGCUCGUGACCGUACAUAUUACAGCGUCGGCAAAAACAAAGUAAAUAAAAAAAUUGUCCUAUUAUUUUCACUCUGUGGAAAAUAUACCAAUUUUAAAACUCAAUGCAAACAUGUUAGUUUUAAAGCUGCAAAUAUGAAAUCAUAAUAAAUUGGUGUUGAAAAUAAUUAUAUUUAUUAUUAUAAACUAACGACGUAAAUUAAAUGUAAAUAACGAUUUAGUUUCGUGACUGUGUUCAUCAAAUGUUACAUAAUUAAAGUUAUAGAACUGAAUCUUUGGGAGCAUUGCAAUCUAUCACUUCGUACAUCUUUUCCAGAUGGUUUACACAUUGUCUGUUAGCACCAAUCGACAAAACGAUAUAUCGUCAAAGUCGAUAAAAUGAUCGUGACAAAAUUUUAUCACGUUACGCAUGUUAGCCGGGCUUGAGUCACUUUUUUAUCACUAAGCCAAUACGAGCAGCAAGGUCUACCAAUCCGUUUCUCCAGGACUUUGCACCGCUCCAUGCGCGCCCCCGGACAAGCAUGCGGUGAUCUACCCAGAGAGCUCGUCAGUGAGGUCCCUAUUUCAAAGCCACACAUAGGCCGUCUUAAACCAUGACUGUCAACUACACCAACCACACCAGUAGACGGCACCCAUACCAGGCUGGUUGUAAUUGUAACCAGUCGCGAGAGCAACCUUUGCAGGGGCUCUGUAAGGAUCACUGGUAAUUAUAAUAACACCCCUCACAAAUAAUUGAACGAACUAAAAGGUUUGCUCGCGCUAGAGAUGUGACUGACCAUAAAUGGUAGACUAUUAGGUAUGUCCCAUACAGGCUCCAAGCCUGAAAGAUCCCUCGUGCGCAGUUCGGUCGCGUGAGAAAACUCGUCAGGUCUACCACACGCUCUGGAGAUGUAGUCAGUGGCAGUUCCUCCGGUGUCACGUGAUACUCGAUUGGAAUCUAUAAAGUAGUUAUUACCCACCUGUUUAAUUUUAAAUCAAAAACUUACCAUUUUUUUUUGCCUCCAGUAUUUAAAUACUUACGCUAAUAAUUUUAUUCAGGUAAGUACUCAGAGAACAGAGAAAUUAUACCUCUAGACGGCAGUUGCCACAGGUAUAAAUAUAAUGUCUCUUAUUGGGGAAGGUGAGAGAGUAUAUACUUACAGCACACGCCUACCCACUGCCGCACGCUUAUAAGAAAAAAACACGCUCAUAACAUGUGUUAUGUUUGUCAUGUGUUGUGUUCUUUUGUAUUUGUGUGACCACAAAUAUAAAAAAAAACACGAACGGAUAGUACGUAUACAUAUACUUCGGCAGAGGGGAACGCGUGCUUAGCUUAGCGAGAAUAAGUAUAUAUUUUUCUUUUGUUAUUUGUCCAAUGAUAGAUUUCAAACGUUCCCAAAGUUCUCUGAUAGGGUGUAGUAACUAGAAACCAUGACCGAAUUUAUAUCUAAAUGUAUCUAAGUCAAACGUGAAGGAUAGAUUAACGUCAUGCCCCCAAUACACGUUGGCCGAGUCGUCUUGGUCAACUCUAACGAGCCGUGUACGGUCACGAGCAUUAAUAUGUGUACACUUUGGUACCCUGUCACAUUAACUUUUUUCAAAUAUGUUAGUGCGACAGGGUUCUAAAAUGUAGGUACACGUUAGCCAAGACGGGUCGACCAACUUGUACUGGGGCUUUAGGAAUUUUAAGCGACUUAAUUCUAUAUUUACAAACCUGUAUUAACAAAAGAGAGAAAAACAAUAAUAAAAAAAAUAAAAAAACCUGUUCUGCCUUCGCUAAAUGUUCAAUUGACGUUUUUUAUUUUGUUUCGCAAAAAAUAUAACCACGUAAACGUAGAAAUACAGAUUUGUAAAUAGAUUAAAAUAUAGUAAUUAUACUACAUACAACGUAGCAUGUUUAGAGUGGCAUAUCUCUCGUCUCUUUCGUGCUAAGCUGUAUACUUUUAGUGUGAAAGAGACAUACAUAUCUCUCGUCUCACGCUAGGGGAUGUGCUCUAUCCUGCUGUCAUUCUAACUAGGCUACGUUAAAGAGGGUAUAUGUAUGUUGAAUGGUGCUAUAUAUUGUUAUACGUACGAUAUACCAUUGUGUACUUAACAUAGUUGCUAUGUGUAGUGAGUAACUGUACUAAUAUAAACGCUAUUUAGAUAAAACCAGGGGGUUAUAAACGCCACAUAGAAGCAAUUCAUCUUAAAAGCAAUAUUGCAAUUUGACAUUUGCGGAAUGUCAACAAAUGUCAAAUAACAAUAUUGCUUUUUUUAUGUGAAUUGCUUUAAUGUGGCCUUUUAAAGCCCCCACGUACCCAAAGAAAGCGACACCUUUUGCUUUGAAAUCUUGUUAAAAAUAAUCAUUCUAGUCUUUAGUCAAUGGCCCAGAUUCCUGCAUACCAUACAAAUAAUUUUAAGUUAUACCUGUCAUUUUCUUUUCCGCCGAAAAGGAAAGGGACGGAUGAUUGAAUGAGCUGUUAAUUUUAAAAUAAAUGAGUGCGGUGAAUAAAAUAGGCAGUACGUUGAUAUGCAACUCGUUUGAUGUGAGCUGUCAAAAUUGACUAUAAUUGAUGUGUGUUAAAUCAAUUUUACGCCUUUCUUAAAACCCCUUCCUUUCUAUACUCCCUUUCAAAAGGAACUUUCACUGAUAAGAAAAUGACAGUUAUAAUUGAAAAUAAACUUAGAUGUUGUGUACUGGGAUCAGCACUAAUGCUUCAUUUUAAGAGUAGAAAUAACUCAAAUAACACAUCACAUUCAAAAUCCACAUUACCUCUUUCUUGCACUUAUUGUGAGCAAAAACACUGUUUAAGGGCUGUCACAUUGAAAUAAAGUUAUCUGAAUUUGCACCAUUAUGCUUACGGAUGUCUAUCAAUUAUAAACCUAUUAUUUUUAUAAUUAAUUUUCCGCUUGUGAUAACUGGAAAAUUAUAGCAAAUACCUAGGUUUUUUUUCCUCCUUUACGUAGGAACAAUACCACAUAAUGUCGAAAUAGUUAGGUACUUAUAAAAAAUAUUAUAUUGAUACUUAAACGAUGUCAUAGAGUAAAAGUAACCAAAUAUACAUAAGUUUAAUGUGCCUUAUAAUUAUAAGAAUUAACGUGAAUGUUAUUUACUUAGUAUAUAGUAAUUAUCAUGUACUUAUUUAUGAAAUAUUUUUUUAUUAAUUUAAAUAUUUAUGAUUCAUGGUUUUACAGACACGAAAAAAAAAUAUUACUAUAAAAAUACUGGGUACUUACUUUUAUUUUAUUUGUGUGUUUGGGGGAAUUUUAGAAAAUCGAUAAGGAAAAGAAAAAAUAUUACUUGUGCAAAUUACUGCAAAUAUCCAGUUACUUACUUACGUACCUAGUAACAUACAUAAGUUCCAACUGGAUAUUUUGCAAGGAGACAAAUGAUUCUUGAAUAUUUUUGCGGUGACGCUACUUUCACUUUCAGGGGGGUUAAAAAGGCCACAUCGAAGCAUUUCAUCUCAGAAAGCAAUAUUGCAAUUUGACAUUUGCGCAUAUAAAAUUAAAUGCGCCAACAAAUGUCAAAUGGCAAGGUAUUUUUUAGAAGAAUUGCUUCCAAAUGGCAUUUUUGAGGCCCUCUCGCGAAAUUAACCUAUUUACUGAAUCUCAUGUCCAGUGUUAACUCGAACGGGUAAUAUACAUUUCCCGCCAUUUUUGCAAAGUUACCUGCCUGUGUAAUUUCUAUCAAAGAUACUUAAGUUACGAUCACACCUGAUCACGUACAGGGAUUGUGCGUUAGGCAGACACCAACGAAAACUCCAGUAUAAAAUUACUCAGAAAGUUGAACUUCGUAAGAAUUGAGCAACACAUUGAAUUGAAUUGAUUCACGCGGAUAUAUAAGCGCGCAGCGCGCCCCUGUUUAGCGGUGAAUUUUUUUUGCGGAAAAAUAAUAAGUUUUUUUUUUCUAAAAUAUCAUUAUAUUAUUGUGUAAAGAACCCGGAAUAUAUUUCUAUUGUAAAUUUUUAACAUUGUUUGAAAUUAAGAAAUGAAAAACCAAAAAUUUUAGUAUGUAUCACUUACAUUAUUUUACGGGUAAUUUUUAACGAUUUUUGUCACCUAACAAUUGUCACUUUUUUAUUAUUAAUCACGGCUGUUAACGUUAGAUUAAAAAAUAUCUUGUUGUUUAAUACAAUUUUAACAAAAACUA